Molecule: messenger RNA, 3450 nt
Organism: Calidris pugnax (ruff)
Lineage: Eukaryota; Metazoa; Chordata; Aves; Charadriiformes; Scolopacidae
Gene: PPEF2
Product: protein phosphatase, EF-hand calcium binding domain 2
Exons: 16
Coding region: 339-2480 (713 amino acids)
Biological process (GO): negative regulation of MAPK cascade; detection of stimulus involved in sensory perception
Cellular component (GO): nucleus; cytosol
Molecular function (GO): manganese ion binding; protein serine/threonine phosphatase activity; iron ion binding
Source: RefSeq, a predicted model, not a curated record
CCAGGUGCCUCAGCUAUGCAUGAGGAAGCGGCUGAAAUGAUUCCUAUUCAUAUAACUGACUUGAAAUUUGAAACAGUGAGACAAAAUUCCUCAUCUCAGAUUGUCUAGAAGACAACAAAGUUGCUGGAAAAAAUUGGUAGUGGAAGAUGUACUUGGGCAUAAGACAGGCCAUCUGCUCCUUCAUCUUAAGUGUUAAUAUAUUUAAUUAUAGAUUCUCAGCACUGUGGGACAUGUCGCAGCUGUUUUGGUUCUGACUGAAUGGUCUUUCCUGCAUCCUUCUCACGAUUGUGGUGAUAUUGGGCCAGUCUCCAAUAUUCCAGGAGCAUUGGUUGGACAACAUGGGAUCUGGUAGUUCUGUAAAUGCCAACUACAAGUACUCCCUGCAGAAGUCUGAAAACGCUUUCAAGGCAGCCGUCUUGAUCCAGCGGUGGUAUCGGCGCCAUGUUGCUCGGCUGGAAAUGCGCCGACGUUGCACCUGGAGAAUUUUUCAGUCCAUUGAGUAUGCUUGCGAGCAGGAUCAGAUCAAGCUUCACAACUUCUUCAGUUACCUCAUGGACCACUUCACGCCAAGCAGCAGUAAAGAGAGGGAUUUUAUCAGUCGCAUGUUCAUAAGUGGAGAAAGCUUCAAAGAGGCAGAGCUGGAAAAAUACUGUGACUAUGAAUCCAUGGAGGUGCCAGACUCCUACACUGGUCCCCAUCUCUCUUUCCCACUCCUUCCUGACCACGCGACUGCCUUGCUGGAAGCUUUCAAACAGAAACAACAGCUCCACGCUCGCUAUGUCUUAAACCUUCUGCAUGAGACCAGGAAGCACCUCAAGCAGUUGCCAAACAUCAGUCAUGUCUCCACCUGCUAUAGCGAGGAGGUCACCGUGUGCGGAGACCUGCACGGCCAGCUGGAUGACUUGUUCCUCAUAUUUUAUAAGAAUGGCCUUCCUUCCCCUUCCAAGUCCUACGUGUUCAACGGGGACUUCGUAGACAGAGGCAAACAGUCCCUCGAGAUCCUCAUCAUCCUCUUUACCUUCCUCUUGAUCUAUCCAAAGGAGGUUCACCUCAACCGUGGGAACCAUGAGGACCACAUGGUCAAUUUACGCUACGGUUUCACCAAGGAAGUAAUGCAGAAAUACAAGGUCCAUGGGAAGAAAAUCUUGAAGAUGAUUCAGAAUGUCUUCUGCUGGCUGCCCCUGGCCACCCUGAUUGAUCAGAAAGUCCUCAUAAUACAUGGGGGCAUCUCUGACACCACUGACCUGGACAUGCUUGAGAAAAUUCAAAGAAACAAAUUUAUUUCUGUCUUAAGAGGAAAGAAAAGAAAGGAGUCGAAUAGAAAUGUGGAAAUACAGGAAAUAAAUGGGGAGAGCAAAGCAGAGGCUGACCCAGCAGGGAACGAGGCAGCCCUCAGUUUAUGUCCGCAGCCCCGGCCAACCCAGGCUCCCAGCAUGGCCAACAAGCUGGAGUUCUCCAGAUGGGUCCGGCAGACGGUGCAGGAGCAAAUUGAGUGGUGCCGCCGGCUGGUGGACAUCAGCGAGUCGGAGGAGGAGGAGCUCACCUAUUCCAGCAUGGUCUCCUUGACGGAUUUGGAUGGGCCUUGCUGGACUCGCCAGGAGGAGUGGAAGCAGAUUUUAGACAUUCUCUGGAGUGACCCCAUGCCUCAGGAUGGCUGCAGAGUAAAUACGGUGCGAGGUGGUGGCUGCUACUUUGGGCCUGAUGUGACAGGGAAGAUCCUUGAGAAGUACAACUUGCAGUUCCUCAUCCGCUCCCAUGAGUGCAAGCAAGAGGGUUACGAGUUCUGUCACAACCGGAAGGUGCUGACCAUAUUUUCAGCCUCAAACUACUAUGAGAUUGGCAGCAACAGGGGAGCCUACGUCAAGCUGGGACCGGACCUCGUCCCCCAUUUUGUUCAGUACCAAGCGAACAAGACAGCCCAUACUCUCACAAUGACCCAAAGAAUCAGCAGAGUAGAGGAGUCAGCCUUUCGAGCCUUGCGGGAAAAGCUCUUUGCUCACACCUCAGCCCUCAUCAGCGCGUUCAAGGCCUACGAUAAGGACAAUACGGGAAGGAUCACGCUGAGCAACUGGGCAACGGCAGUGGAGUCAGUCUUGCACCUGGGAUUGCCCUGGCGAAUGCUGAGACCGCAGCUGGUGCGCAGCACGGCGGACGGCAUGCUGGAGUACAAGUCCUGGCUGGACGACUUGGCCAUGGAGCAGCGGAGCCAAGAGCACAUCCAGUCGAGCUUGCUGGAAGUCAUCUAUCGAAACAGAUCCAACUUGGAGACCAUAUUCAGGAUCAUAGACAGAGAUCAUUCAGGUCUCAUCUCAUUUGAGGAAUUCCAUCAAACCUGGAAGCUGUUCAGCUCUCACAUGAACAUUGAACUCACAGAGGAUGGCAUCAAUGACUUAGUUCGCAGCAUUGAUUUCAAUAAGGACGGAAACAUCGACUUCAAUGAGUUCCUAGAAGCCUUCCGCCUUGUCAAACAGUCCCAGUAGCGAGAAGCUGGUGAGGGUUGCCACGUCCAAUGCCUUGACUGUCUGUGAAGCCAGAGGGAUCACUUCCUUCCUAACCACAGAGCAUGCCUGCAGAUGCGAAGCAGGGAAAGGGAAGGCAGGUACCUGUAGCACUUGUUGGUUGAAAACAGUGACUGCCGUAGCCAACAGCUGUGAUCCACAUGGGGAAGGUAACAGGUAAAAUAGAUAAGCUGCACUUCAGUUCUGACCGGUUUUAAAAAGGAGCUGUAUUUGAAGUAGAAAUUCUUCCUCAAAGGGAAGAUACAACUUAGUUGAUCUUGUCAAUGCAUGUGAUGAAAUGUUACAGGUCUAUUCAAGUGUAGUAAAAUGGAAGGAAAGGUAUUUCUUGUAGGCAGUGUUGUAAGCUGGCAGAAAGUGCUAGAGCACAGCUUUCCACUUAAUAAACAGUUUUUUCUAGAUGUUUGUUUCUGGGCUGUUCAUGCCUUAUCUUGUUUGUCGACUCUGUUAGCGUGAUAGUACCUACUUCCCCUCUGUUGUCCCUUUGCUGUGAUAAGUUUGUUGUUUGAGGCUACAAAAUAUGUGCACUGGAGAAACAUUUUGAAAAAAAGACUAUAUCUCAAACACGCAAAACAGUCUCUAGCAGGGAGGCUUUUUUAAGAAAUCUAUUGAGACCAGUUCUUUUUCAAAGGCCACAGUACUAGAUCAAGUAACCCGCUGCUAGAGUCACUAUGCUGCAUAGUCUGGUCAAAAUAUUUUCAAAGCAUGGUACAAUUGCAAUUUAAAAAGCAGGGAGGGGGGUUGAAGAGUUUGAGAAAAAAACCCACACCUAUUGAUGGUGAACAUGCAGCAGAGUCACUCUAGCAGCAGCGCUAUGGUAAAAGACUUCACUUAGACUGCUACCCUGGCCCUUGAAAAAGAGAAUUUUAGCCUCAUUUGAUUUCUUAGUAGAACCUCUGCUAGAGCCUAUAUUGCACUUUUGAGAUAUUUUAUG